AUGAGGAAAUUGAGCCCAGUUGAUGGAGGUCCACGACGAAAGAGCCCGAGGAAGCGUAAAGAACCUGAAACUGCAGCAAAGACCCAAGGGCCAAAAAGGACAAAGGAUAUAGUUCCAGUACCGCAAGAGCAGUCCCUAAAAGCUAUACAUCCUGAGGCUCCAACAAGCAACAACGAUUCCAUUUUUAGCAAAGAUGAAGCUGCUCCUCCUGAGGGUCCUGCUAAACUGGAAGAAGAUGACAAUGCAACCAAGAAAUUCAUCACUAGAAUGUCACCCAGCACGUUGCUUAGUUGGACAUCAAGACCGUGCCGUCCCAACUUUUUAUCCUCCUGGUCGACCACUUUGGGACCUGCUCAAGAAUCAACAUUCCCGAAUGGAGAGCAUUUCAAGAUUGAGGAAGAGGACGUGCUUGCUGUCCUUGAUUUGCCCCGCGGAAAGAAAGAAGUUGAGCUCUUCAAUAAAUCUGAGUGGCUGGAAGAGGAACAUGCUCCCUUUGUGGAACUGUGGAAGCGUAGGUUUGAUCCCAAGAAAGGGAAAACGCAAUACCCUAGGAAGUCUUGCCCGUUUCUUGUCCUCAAGUCACUCAAGGAUGUCAACCAGAUCAAAGAGUACAACUGGUGUGCAUUCACCAUCAAGGCACUCAUUGAGGAAGUCGAGGAUUGGAAAAAGCAAAGCAACUUCUCUGGACCACUGCUGUUCUUUCUGCUGAUGUCACCUUACACGAAGCACUUCAAUAUGAUGGCCAAAUUAUCAAGGAGUUAUGCCGAAAUUCGGGAUAUAGAGAAAGAGCUGGGAAUUAAUCCAGGACCUGUGUUGAAGAAACUUCUCGAGAAGUUUACUAGCAUGCUAAACACACGAACGACAGUAUCGAAUGAAGCAACGGUGGAUGAUGAAGAUGUCUAUGAAAACAAAGAGUUUCAGGAGGCCUUUGAACUCUGCAUGCAAGCUAUAAAUUGUGGAAAGGAAGACCAUAUACCAAAUGAGAAGGCAGAGGUUGUUGGUCCUCCACGUCACAGACUCAGAAAAGAAACUAAAGCUGAUCCUGCCACAGUGUCAGAGAAGGAAGACCAAAUGGUAUAUAGGGAAAACCAGUGCCCAAGGACCAAAGACCAGAUAGCAAAUGAGAAGGUGGAGGUUGUUGUUCCUCCACGUCAAAAGAAGAAACGCAAGAGUAAAAGGAAACAACAGAAGUCUUCUCAGACAUCAUUUGACCUUUGUAUAACUUCGCAAGAUAGCAACAUAAGUGGAACAGAAAAAGCUGAUGAAGUCAUUUUCGAAGUACUCAGUUCAGUAACGGAAAUGAAUCUUGAUGAAACACCUAAUGUUUCGAGCUUGGAUAUGAUUGCAGACGUCAUCAUUGAAAAAUUAAAAGUGGAAGAAACGUCGGUCACUGUGCCGAUAAACAUAGUAUUUCCUUCACGCAAUGUCUCCCAGAAAUUGAAUUUCCCAGAUACACCAGAUAUCAAACGAGACGAGGGAAUCACAGAUGAUUUGGAACUCAACAUACAAGUUGUGACAUGGACACCGGAGAAAGCGGCUGAAUCAGUCAGCAGAAUUAUUCAUCAUGCACGCAAAUGUGUACGGAGAAAUAAAAUGAGAGACGUUAAAGAAGUGCCACCGUGUUUUGGAUCGCCGUUUUGGCUUCAGAUGAAAAAAAGAAGAACGGUGAUGAAACUGACAAAGCUAGAGCAACUUAUACUGGAUUUUGUAUUGCUAGCUGGCAGAAAGGAAGAAGAAUCACGGAAAACCAUGGAACUCUUUAGGUACGGCACCAUAGUUAAUUUAACAGGCAAGCAUUUUGGAGAAUUAGGCCUGGACUUCGGAUUUGAGUCAUAUCUAAAACGCAUCAAAGCAAAUGAUCCAGGUCUGAGGGGGUUGCAAGCAUUCACCCCAGCUCUCACCUGGCAAAAUACAGAAAACCAUAAAGACUGUGAUGUCUAUGCAAUGCACCACAUGGAGUUCUACAAUGGAGAAGAGGAGGCUUUUACUGCACCGAUAGCAGGAAAGGACUCUUCAUACAUCAGCAAUUUCAGGACCAAGUAUCUUGCAAGGAUACUACUUAGUCCAGAAACUGAGAUGCUUUUGGAAGUUGUAACCGCUUCAGAGUAA
Messenger RNA from Oldenlandia corymbosa var. corymbosa, 2109 nucleotides. The record is from the annotation of a GenBank genome assembly. Lineage: Eukaryota; Viridiplantae; Streptophyta; Magnoliopsida; Gentianales; Rubiaceae.